UCAACACAAUUACUUAUCAAUACCUUCGAACUCCCGUUCCAAAGAAAAGUUUGCACAACAUUAGGAAACAUAUUACUCAGCCUAAUCUAGUCAGAAAACUCUACCUGCACUGGCUGCAUCGGCUUUACGACUUCGAAGCCUAUAAUUGAGACGACCUUCAGAGCUUUCUAUCAGAAUCACACUCCUCUCGGUCUUUAUCUGCACGUUCACGGAAAAUGUCUUCAUCUGAUUCCGACGAGUUCGAGGUCAUUGACCAACUCGAAGCCAGCCUCUCACCAAAAGAGCUCGCAAAGGUCCAGGCAUGGCUUGAGCCCACCGAUUACAAUGCACAAUCGAGCGAAUUCCAUCGUCACUUGAGCUCACAGGCUCCUGGCACUGGACUUUGGAUAUGUGAAACUUCUAAAUAUCAGCAAUGGGAGAAGUCGACUGAGUAUGGAAGCUUGUGGAUCAAAGGAGUUCCCGGGUCGGGAAAAUCCGUGACCGCAGCCUCUAUAGUUGAGCAUUUGCAAGAGAAGUCCAACACUCCAAUCUUGUACUUCUUUUUUCGAUAUAUCAUCUCCGCCAACAAACGUCCUCGAAGUCUGGUCAAAGAUUACCUUGCGCAACUGCUUCCCUUCAGUAUUCGGCUUCAAGCAACUCUGGAAUCCCUAACGACUACGGAUCUGGAUGACUUUUCUGACGAAAGAUUGUGGGAAUAUUUGCUGAUUGGUUUGACUUCUGUCGAAAAUGCUUAUUGCGUGGUGGAUGCAUUGGACGAGAUGGAAUUACUGCCUAACGAUUCAUUCUUGUCACGACUCAACAAUUUAGCAACUUUUCGACCAAACAAUGUGAAGCUCAUCGUUACAAGUCGGCCAGAACAAUACCUUCAGAAGAGCUUGAAUGAUACUUCUAUCGUUCAUAUCAGCCUUGAAGAAGACCUAGUUGGAAAGGAUAUUAUCCUCUUCCUGUCUCAUCGCCUCCAAAGUCUCAUCUCCCAAAGCGACCAGCAGAGCUUGAGAGACUCACUGGUUUCAGCUAUAUCUGAGCGAUCCAAUGGCCUUUUUCUGUAUGCUCGUCUUCUUCUGGAUCAAAUUGCACCUCACUUGGGAUCGACGCAAGUAGAUGUUAACGAACUGGUGAAGAAUAUUCCCAUUAGCCUGGAAGACAUGUACAACAGCAUGCUCUUUCACAACGCUACAUCUCUCAAGAUUGAUAUCGAGAUCCAGAUGUUUAUCCUCGAACUAGCUACGCAUGCAUCACGCGCCCUCAGACUGAACGAGCUAGCAAGUGCCUUGGCUUCCGCGUUUCCGACUUCAAUGAUCCCAAUGGCUCCAAAACUUCUCACACGGUCAGCCUGUGCACCACUUCUCGAAAUCUUGGAAGACGAAACUGUUCAAGUUAUACACCAUUCAUUCACUGAGUUCUUGUUGAAUGAAGAGCGAAGCCUUGACGAGGAGAACUCAGGCCCGCAAUUUCCUGUUUUGAACACUUCUCAUGUUCACAGGAAAUUGACAAUCGUCUGUUUGGAUCAUUUGCAAUCCGGUGGAUUGAGAUUGGAAAAACAGACUUUGGAAACAGGAAAAGGAACCGCCACUAAGCAGAGACGAGGCCGGCGGUUCCCUGAGGAGAAUACAGUGGAUCGAGAAAAUUAUCAAGAGGCGAAGUUGUUCAAUCCAUUCUUGGAGUACGCAGUGGAAAACUGGGCGUUCCACGCCAGCAAAUAUGAUUUUGAGGAUGAUGGUUUCUUUCAGUCCAUCGAGAAAUUCCUCAAUCAUGACAGCAUCGAUUUCAAGAAGUGGUUGAAGCUAGAAUGGAUUGCAGGAACAGAAGAUUGCGCAGCACCGGCACCUCUCCAUGUCGCUGCAUUUUCUGGCCUCACGGCAUACGCCAAAAAACUUCUUGGAGGAACCGCGGUUGAUAUUCGGGACGGUGAAGAUCGCACACCAUUGCACUGGGCCUGUGCACGAGGACACGUCUCGAUGGUCUCUCUCUUGCUAGGCAAUGGUGCAACACCUGACCCUGAAGAUUGCCGUGGGGUCAAGCCCAUCCACGAGGCAGCGAGGAAAAACUACGCGAGUAUUGUCAAGGCUUUACUAGAUGCGGGAGUAGAUCCUCUCAGCCCAAAGGAAAAAGAGAAUGUGUCACGAAGGUUAGUAUGCGGCGAUGUUUCAACCAAAGGAGAGACCGCAGUCGAAUAUGUGUGUCUGCAGGGUCAUACGGAUACAGCUAAGAUCAUGUUACCAUUUCUAUCCUCAGCAGCGACAGAAGAAAUGUUCUGCCAAUGUUGUCGCCAUGGUAAAUAUGAGGUAGCAAGAGCUAUUCUUAACGCAACGAAAGUAUCGCCGAAUUCAAAAUCUAGCGGUGCUACGGCACUUUAUCUUGCGUGCCAGUCUCACAGUGUUCCUCUUGUUAGAAUGCUCCUGGAGAACGGGGCAGAUGUUCAUCAGACUUCAAGGUGGAAGUAUAAGACUAGACAGAGCUGCGGUAGAAGAGUUGUUGAGGAGCCGCUGAGGACACCUAUUCAUGCUGUCCUUUAUAAAUGGGACACAGCUAACAACACUGCUUGUCAAAAUAUAUUACGUCUCUUACUCGAUGCUGGCGCCGAUAUUGAAGCAAGAGACGGCAAUGGAGAUACUCCUCUUCUCAGUAUAUUCGGACAUCGUCGACGCACCUCUUUUGAGAUUGCUGCCCUCACAAGUCUCUUAGAAUCCGGGUCAGAUGUGCUAGCCAUCGAUUCAAAGGGUGAUUCUGUCCUCCAUCGCUUUCUCGAUAGCUCACAUGAUAUCCAGUCUUUAAAGAUGCUCUUCCAGCAUGGAGCUCGGGGUGAUGUCAUCGGCAAAGAUGGAGACACAAUUCUUCAUACAGCAUUACAUCCAACAUCUCGAGAUGGUAGCUCCCGAUACACGCUCGAUCUUGUGAAGAUUCUUCUAGAUAUGAAAGCACGUUGUGAUGUGAAAAACGAGCAUGGAUCAACCGCUCUAGAAGUUGCAGCCGGUACUCGCGGUUGCGGCUUGGAAAUGGUCAAGACGCUGCUCCAGGCCUGCUCUGAUAAAGAUAUUAUUCAACGUUGUCUCUGGCAUGUUUCCACUCGGAAAACAAAGGAAGAAACAGUCGAGCUCAUUCGCACUCUUCAAAAGUUUGGUGUAUCAUUGGAAGAUCGUAAUGAUAAAGGCGAGACUGUAUUGCUUGCUCAAGUAGCGUGGGAAGAGCUGUUCGAUGCGUUUGUCGAAUGCGGUGCAGAUUGGAAAGCUAUUGAUUCGAGAGGUAGGGGUGUCCUUCAUCACUACACCUUGAAUUGCCACAAUAAUUCUACUCCACAACGGUUACAGAGAUUGGAAGGUAUGGUAGACAUGGGUUUGGAUCCAUUGCAGGUUGAUCACGACGGGAAUACUCUGCUUCACGUUCGAGCAGCAAUCUACAAAGGCGAAGAGCUCGAUCGCUUGUUGGUUCAAAAGCUCUUGGACUUCGAAGUUUCAGGCAAUGCCAAGAAUAAUAAAGGGAUGACACCACUCCAUGUCUACUUCGAGAACUGGGAUUUUCAUAGACCCACCACCACAGUCCGCAAAGCCUUGAAUGAGCGAUUCCACGAGCAUUUUAAGAUUUCAUUACUGGAGAUAUUUAAAAGAAAUCCCGAAGUUGUAGAUAUUAAUGCCCAAGAUGCCGAGGGUGUGACACUACUUCAUUUAGCAGCCAUGCGGUCUGAAGCUCGAUUGUUCUAUUUGCUUGAAGAAGGUGCAGAUCCUUCUAUCUUAACAAAAGAUGGUCGAAAUGCUCUCCAUCUAGCUUGCCGAGCACGCGAGGGAAAUGUUGUUGAAUACCUGAGCCAUAACUUCAUGACGAUGAUCAAUCAACGCGACAUACAUGGAAGAACACCUCUUCAUGAUGCCUGUGCAUCAGGCCUUCUGGAAUCUGUCCGUUCUCUUCUGAAGGCUGGGGCAGACAUCACCGCCGUAGACAACAACAAGAGAACUCCUCUUCACGCAUGUGCUGAAUAUGCCGACGAAGAGAAGCUAUGGAGUUUGCUAGCUCGUCACAACAAGGAGUCUAGCUAUUGUCUUCGAGAUCGAUUCAGGCCCGCCCGCUCCACACCGCCAUCUUACCAGCAAUGGCAUGAAAUUCCUAGGCGAGGACCAACUAAGACUCUAUGCUCAUCAACUACUACAUCUACAGAGCAAUACAGUUUCAACAUUGGCCACAUUGUCAAAGCUCUCCUCUCCGCUGGGAGCGCUACUGAAGCGACUCGCCAGAACAUUCAUAAUCAAACACCUCUGGACAUGGCCAUUGAGUAUGACUGCAAAGAAAUGGUGCAGGCAUUGGAGUCCUCGAUUGUACAAGUUCAAGAUUACCGGAAAUUAGAAGUUGGAGAUCGUAGACUGGAAACGCUAGCUGCAUUGAGAAGGCCAAUGUCAGUUAGGGAGCUUGACGAGUCAGCGUGCCAGGAAAUUUUGCAGAAUCCAUCGUUUUAUCUUCCUUAUCUUACUCCGAGCAACGUGGAGUGGACAUUGCAACAAUGCAGAGAACCUACUGGCGCGGGCGAACCAACAUCUGCCUUAUCUACGUUGUUACCAUUUUUGUGUGUAGCCGUAGCGAGUGGCUUUGCCGAGUCAGUCGAGAGUUGUGGUUCUCUAGCUCGAAUCAACGAUGAUCCGAAGGCUGUCCUAGCUCGAAUUCAAGACGAAGCAAAAGUGCCUGAAGAAUAUUCACCGAUAUACUCGACACCCAUGCUCAAUAUAGCAUGCUCCAGAAAGCUACCAAACAUGGAUACGAUCAAGGUGCUCAUCGAGAAAUGCGGUGUGGAUGUUAACGCUCGUGCCUUGGUCAAAUCAAGGGAAUGGGCCAACCCCGUUGACUCCAUAGAAGGAGGUACCUCUCUACAUGUCCUCGCAAAAGCUCAUUGUUGGUGGCAGCUCGAAGCACUCAACUAUCUUGUACAAAAUGGCGCCAACAUCGAAGCAGUCAACGAGAAAGGCGAGACACCUUUGCAUGUGGCUUGUACCGGACCAACAUAUGUCGACAUGAACUGCACAAAUGCUAUCUAUGGAUACUGGAGGAUCGAAUUCGUCAACGCACUUCUCGAGCUUGGCGCCGAUGUCAAUGCCCUCGACAAUAGCGGCCUUUCUUGUUUGCACAAAGCUAGUUCUUCUCCGACCAUCAUGAAGAUACUUUUGAAGCAGGGUGCAGAUCCCACUGCUGGAAGUACUUCACCUAUUUUCUCCGCAAUCCAGAUUCAGUGCCUGGAAACACUUUCGACAUUGCUCGAUGCAGGCAUUAGUCCCAAUGCCAUUGACACCAGUGCGGAGUCUGAAGGCUUUAAACUACACUAUCUUGUCAAGAACCAAUCUCGUUCCGCACUAUUCUGUACUGCCUUUGCCAGUUUACACAAUCAACGGCCCAAGCACUCCUCGCCAGUAGCGAAAUUGUUGAUCGAAAGAGGGGCAGAUAUCUAUCAUCGGCUCGACGACACAGAUACUCUGAUACAUUACUUCUUUGAGAAUGCUGAGUAUGAGCUAGUCUGUGCUUUCCUUGACCAUGCGUCGAAAAUUGACUUCGACACUCGAGACAGUCAGGGACGUACUGUAUUCCUGGCUGCCUGUGAUUGGAAACUAUGUCUGCCUUUUGAGCAUCAUGAUUGGGAGUUUAAAGCAGUCACCCCAUUUCUCACAAUCCUUGAGUUUGGCGCCGAUCUUUUCGCAGUUGACAACGAUGGCCGAAAUGCUCUACACCACCUUCUUGACAACCCUGACAUAGAAGAACCGGCAAUCAAACAAUUCCUCGCUCAUGAUGCCGCCAAGACUAUGCUUCAUCAGAAAGAUAACAAAGGUUUCACGCCUCUUCACUGUGCCUUGAGGACACUCCGCCCUGCCAUUGUUGAAGUGCUCCUUUACAUGGGCGCAAAUCUGCAGAGUCCAGAUCCAAAUGGCGCAACCGCAUUGCAUCACAUAGCAGCACAGUGCCUACAAGUCAAAAGACCCUCGAAGAAAACUUGGUCCGGUGCUCACGAACCCGAAUAUUACAGCGGUCUCCUCGCUCUGUGGAAGAAGUAUCUUGCUAUGGGAGGUUCUAUCAACGUCCGUGACAAUGCAGGAUCACCACCCCUUUUCUGGUACAUGUCAUCUAGUCAACGCGACGAUUAUAACGCGGCCAAGGAUGGUUGCUGCCAUAUGGAGCACUUCGAUACUUAUUUCUUCGAAGAUGUCAAUUUGAACGCGAGAAACAAUAAUGGAGAGAAUGUGUUGCAUAUCAUUGCAAAACGAGAGAAGAAUAGCUGGACGAAACCGGAGCACGAUAAACAGUUGUAUGCGUUCCCCGUCAGGAAGGGCAUAAGUCCAUUGGAUGAAGAUGGAAAGGGAAGGAGUAGUUUGGAUAUUGCGGCUGCUUGUGAGCAGAAGGGUAUCUUGGAGUUGUUUCAGCAUAAGAAGGAAUCUGUGCGGAAUAGUGGUCACACACAUUCACACUGAAUAUCCCGAUUUGAUUGCUGGAAAAAUGUCUGAAGGAAAGAUUUCAUUUUUUGAGAGAGAGGCCGUCAUUCAAGUAUUACAAAAAGUUGUUGGGUGUCUCAUAUUAUAUCGCUGGCGUUUCUUAUCAUUUACUUACAAUUUGAAGAGAAAAUCCUAUUUGAUUAUACUUGC
Messenger RNA from Mollisia scopiformis, 6608 nucleotides. RefSeq names its product ankyrin. The record is from RefSeq and is a predicted model, not a curated record. Gene Ontology annotation, molecular function: protein binding. The coding region runs from base 216 to 6437 and encodes 2073 amino acids. The transcript is spliced from 4 exons. Lineage: Eukaryota; Fungi; Ascomycota; Leotiomycetes; Helotiales; Mollisiaceae.